AUGGACAUGUUCUUGACCCAUCGGAAACCUCACAUGAAGAUGCGAUGGGUCCACUGUGCACGUGUGGAGCGGCCGACAAUUCUGCGUCUUGCAGUGAAGUAUCAGCUGCACCCGCUGCCGGUGGAAGAUACCAUCCAACUCGAACAGCAGUCUGUUCCCAUCGUACGGAAAUACAAUGACAACUUCUUCAUUGUCAUCCCGCUCUUGCGGCUCACCGAAGAAGCAAAGAGGAAGCUGAGCAUCUACAAGGAAUACCGCACCAGGCGAGCCUCGGACGACCUGAAGCUGGAAGACCUCAUCGACAUUCCGCAGGUGGAGCAGUGUCGCUUCGCAGCCUUCACCGCUGGGCCGCCACACUAUGACACGGUCAUUAGCUUCAUGACCGAGUGGAAAGUCAGCAAGCUGCAUGCGGACAAUUACGACAACGAAGGCCGAUGCGAAAGUGAGCGGAGUGAUGCACGUGUGGGGUGGGCUGUCUCCCAAACGGGAAGACCCUUGAUGGAAACACCACUUCCCAUGCCGGUGCCCACGCCUGGCGGUGGUGUGGUGAGCUCUAUUCAGCUGAGAUUACCCUCGGCAAGGCAAGACUCGGGGGAAGAGCAAGACUUCUUUGCAGGGGUCGUGCGACAAAUCCAGCGAGACUACUCCAUGCUGCGCUCGGGGAAUUCCUCCUGGGUCUUAUGGCGUUUGUUGGAUGUGACGGUGGAUGAGCUUUCGCCCAUCCUCUCGGCGUACCGAGCACAACUGCGGUGGUUCUCAAGCCUCAUCACCCGGGAAGAGGCUCGGGUCUCCAAGGACGUGGAGAAACGCCUCCUGCGGAGCAAGGUGGAGCUGGAUUGGCUCCAGCGGAAGGUUCGCCCAAUGAUCAAGGUGCUGAAGCACAUCAUCAGAGACAAGGCCUUUGACCCCAAUGUCACGCGCUACUUGGAAGACAUCGAAGAUCACCUCAACACCUUCCUUGAAGAGGUGAGUCGCAUCAUGGGAGUUUGCCACUCCCUGAGGGAUGAGGUGAACUCCUACCGCGAUCGACAGCAGCAGAAGGUCUUGUAUGUCCUCACACUGGUCACCACGCUUGUGAUGCCGACUCACCUCCUCACGGGAAUCUUCGGCAUGAAUUGGCAAGAUGAGGACAUGCUCAAACGGAACGGCGGCGGUGGCGCCUUCGUUCGUUGGCUCCCGCUUUUAGGAGCAAGGAGGGCCGUUCCACUGCGCAAGCAAGGUGCUCGGGGCCAGAAUGCAUGUAGCGCCAUGGAUUUCUCUUUGGCCAGCCGCGUGGUGGCAGAUUUACGACCGCCGCUGCAUCCGGUGAAGGUGUUGCCCACGCAGAUGGUGGAGGCCGAACGAUUGAGCCGUACACGGGCAGCGGUGUGGCUCUAUGGGAGUGCUACCUUAUUGACGUUGCUGGGCUUGGAGUUGAGGAAACCUGGGCCGCGCAAGGACGACGCCCGAGCAGCCUUGUUGGAGGCCAACGAAGAGAACGGGCUUCCGACCGAAGACGAGGUGGCAGAUGAAAAGGAGCUAGAAGCAGAACUUACACAUCGCUUGACUGUUGGCUUUGUGGUUUACCACAUGACAUACACAUACUUGGGCUUGAUGCUGGUGUUCUGGGCCUGCCGCAGGGGGUACCUCAAUGUCUAUGGUUUGGACUGGGAGCUUUACUCCUUUUGGUUCUUGGAAAGCAUUGUAACACAUGUGCUUUGUCGAGCCUCCUCGAAGCAAUUUCUUCGCUCCAUCUGUCCAAUCUUCUCUGAGCGCUACGACCUGGUGAAAGAUACCGUGUCCAUCGGCAUCUACGCCAACCUGGACGAUUGGGUGGGCCAUGUGUGUGCCGCGGUGGUGGUUCUCACCAUGAUUGUGCCCAACAUCAACAAUUACAUGGACCCAGUGGCUGAGCGGCUCUCACGGAUUUCCUAUUGGCCGCCACCGAUUCCACCGACGAAUGGAACCCCCGAGACCGGAAGCCGAGUUCACCGGAUGAAGGUGUUUUUAGCCAAGCAGGUGGAGGAGGCAACGCGCGAACACCGCCGCAUGUUGUGCCUCUUAGAGGAUUUGCCACAACUUGCAGUUGCCUUGUUCUUUACCGGCUACUCUUGCUACAUGGAAGGAGCCUCAAUCUCACCCUUCAUUCUUGUGAACAUUGUGGUGGCUUUGGGCAAGACGAUUUGUGUCUUUGCAGGAAGGCCUAUUUGUUUGACCUGGAUGGCCAUGAACAAAGUGCCAUGGCCGCUCCAAUGCAUUUCUGACACCAACGUGAAUGAUGUGGUUUGGAUCACCAGCCGUGUAGGCGACGGUGGAGAUGAGUGGAAGCUCUCUUUGCUGAAGGAGAUCAUGAGUUCAGAGGAGGCUGCACGAGCCGUUCGACAAGCGGCGGAACACCACCUCUGGGACAUGCUUCAAGCGACUUUGGCACCGGAGAGUGGCUUCCCGCUGUUGAAGGAUGAACAUGGAAUAGGUGUGGACCUUGUCCGGCACUCGGAAGGACAGGUCAUCUUCGAGGCAGUGAUUGGCUACUGUGCUAGCAGUGUGGUGACUUUCCAACAGGCGCAGCAGGUCAUCAAAAAGUGGGAGAUCUUCUCCACGGCACUCGGGUCGGGAGGUCUCCUUGGCAUCCGAGCCUAUGCGGCUGCUGAAGGCAAUGCCGAGAUCAGUGCAGAUAUGAUCAUGGGGGGUGCGCCAGAAAUCCGCCCCCUGGCCGGAAGCUACUUCAAGCGAUUGAGCACGGGAAGCUUGAAGGAGCAAGAACAAGCCAUCAAAUUUCUGGCUUGGUCCAACAGCUUCGAGGCUGCGUGGGCCAUUUUGUCUUCCCGGACGCCCGAGAUCUUCCAACAUCGGGAUCGGGUCUUGCGCUUGGCAGCUUGCAGAUCCAUGGCACUCGUCGAGUGGGAGGAGUUUGGGGAACAUGCUGAGGCCCUUGCGCAGGCCGCCUUCGAGGAUGAGGAUGAAUAUGUCUGCCGCUCUGCCUGGACCUCUUUGGCCUUGAAGGGCUCACUUGGGGUCCAGCACGUGCGGGCGGCGUUGAGUCGCGGCAAAUACUUCGAUCGCGACGAUGCAUUUUUCUACAAAGCUUGCUAUGCGCUCGAAUGGCUUGGCGCAGAUGCAGAGGCCCUGUACCAAGAAAAAUUGUUGGCCGCGAUUCAGGAGGAACCACCUGACAAGGAGCCGCGCAAGGCGGGCCCAGCACCCUACGCCAUCCUCAGUGAUAAAGAACGUUAUGCUAUCAAGACGCUGCUGGCUUGCGGCCACGUCAACGAAUGUGUACAAGAACUUUUUAAACACAAACCCCGCGGAUCUGUGCUUGACACCGUACAGCAGAUGUUUAAUGUGUACAACGGCAUGGAGGAGUACAACCACUGGGCGGACCUAGAUGCUGACGUUGCCAGGCCUUUGGUGGAGAUUUGUUUCGACGACUCACUGAGUGUGGCGCCGCGCAAGAAUAUGUUGAGGAGUGUGGCCGAGGCCAAUGAAGGAUGUGGCCACAUGGUCUUGAGCAUUUUCAUGGAGAAGAAGGUCCUGCCACUGAACCCCAAAGAUGAGCGGACACUCCUGUUUGUGGAGUUUGCAUGCUCUGCCAAGAAGGUGCCCUUUCCUCCCGAGCAUGUCGGCGCGCUCUUGCAGCUCGCGCUGUCGGAUCGUCGUCCAGAUGACUUCGAGCGUUACGGCGCUGUCUCAACGCCGGGCUUUGCCCCGCCACCGCCCCCCUUGGGCAAACCAGGUGAUUUUCCCUGGAUGACCUUGCACAGUGCUGUUGGUGUUCACGUUUCUGAGCUUGGAGCCCAUGUAGAUACUUUGAUCUCCACGAUCGAGGACAAGACCUUGCCUCUUCGCUUGCGCCUGAUGGCUACUCACUGGCUAGCAGAGGUGAAAAGGACUUGCCCAGCCAGAGUCACUCUUCCUGUGAAGUUCCUGGUGGAGCUUUUUGGGCACGAGGCCAUCGGGGUCCGCUCUCAAGCCAUCAAUGCCUUCAAAAACUGCGGAACCAUCCCAGAGUCCUUGUCGUAUCUCCCUCAAUUGGCCAAAUGCUUGGAGGACACCGAAUUCACGGUUCGCAACGCUGCUUGCAACGCCUUCUCAGGUUUCGAUGCCAUUCCCUGCCUUCGGCCAUACAUCUCUACCAUUGUGGCCAUGAACAUGGCAGCGGAUCAGACGGCGCCUUUUGGCGGCGCAUUGGUAUGCCAACAACUGGAUGUCUUCAGGAACGACUUGGUUGGUCAGGAAGAGGAAAGGCAAGUCCUGGCCAUGGUUCGGUGUUUGAGUCGAUUUGAGAGUGGGGAGGAUUCGAACAAAGCGGCGCUUUGGGCCAAACUACUUCGGCCAGAUCAGCUGGAGACAGACAUUGUCAAAGGCAUGGCCUGGCUAACACUGCGAAAAACAGAAGAAAAGCAAAAGCCAGGACGAGGCAAUAUAUACGCAAGCGACCAGAGCAGUAUUGAAACGGCAAAGUUUAUUGCUGCGCUUGGAAAGAAGGGGAGAGUCGCAAUGGAGGAUUUGCUCCGAGAAAGACCGAAGGACAUAGACUUCAACAAGCUUUUAACUUUCACCAUUGACUCAAUCAAGAAGCUGGAACCCAAUGACCCACGACUUCCAGCUUUACUACACUACGUUCAGGGCAGAAAUGGUGCUUCUUCAACCCAACAGGCUUGCUGGGAUUUGCUGCAACGGAGCGGCAGCACAGGUGAUCAUCCUGCGCUCAAGCAGGUCUUGCCAUUGGUCGGUCUUGCCAUCUCUCAGGACAGAGCAGACAAAGCGCUGCACCGACAACUUUUCCACCGCAGACUCUUUUUGUAUCCGCAGCCGCGAUACCGUUGA
Molecule: messenger RNA, 4806 nt
Organism: Durusdinium trenchii
Lineage: Eukaryota; Dinophyceae; Suessiales; Symbiodiniaceae
Source: the annotation of a GenBank genome assembly